CGCUCACCGAAAAAGUCUACCACUACAACAGCCACCAUCCACAACACUGUGUUAAACACGCCUAAGAUCAGGAUGAUACCAGAGAACAACGCCACCAAUGUCUUACAUCGGGCCAGUUUUUCAAUGUCUCCGGUGGAGCAGAAGAAGCUCAAACCAGCAAUCCCUCCUGAACUCUUGGCAAUGAGGGCACAAGGUGACAGAAAAUGCGAAAGUUGGAUUACGGGAUACAAUCGCCGAAAAUGAAUCAAAAACUUUCAAGAUCCUUGCUCACUGCACAUGGACAGCUAUCUCCUUCACCACCACUCACACCAGAAGUCGCGAUUAUCGGAUAUUCUCCAUCGAGACCCCCAGUUGUCCGCCAACUGCGGAGGCAGAAUGCAGUCAUAGAAGGAGUGACUACCCCAAGGGGAACAAGCAGACCUCCAUCUCCAUCAUCCUCCUCGGGUCAGAUGGAAGUAGACGUACCUGAAAAGGUCCUAGAAGUCUCCAGAAACUUAGCAGAAAGCGAGGAGAUGGAGGUGGCUGCGGAGGAAGAGGAGGAGGAAGAGAAAGACGACAGACUAGACACAGAUGUCAGAUUGCAGGAGACGGUGACGAUGGAGGCGAAAGACGGCAUACAUUUUCCUGUAGCACCUGUGCUACACUGUAAUAGCCGUCAAGGCAGUUUCGGGUCUUAUAAACGAGGCGGUGCAUCAGUCGUGCACAGGAUGCAGACUCAACUAUCCUAGCCAGAAAGACCAUGAGGACUGUAUGUGGUUAGAGUGGCCAGACAAGACAGACAAGUAUUUCGAUGAGGCCAUCACUAAGCUCACCGAGGAACGAUACUUUUGCAUCGUUAAAUUGCUUUACUUCGUGAUCGU
Strongylocentrotus purpuratus (purple sea urchin) is the source of this 860-nucleotide messenger RNA. RefSeq lists its product as uncharacterized. The record is from RefSeq and is a predicted model, not a curated record. The transcript is spliced from 3 exons. The coding region runs from base 204 to 728 and encodes 174 amino acids. NCBI's taxonomy places the organism in Eukaryota, Metazoa, Echinodermata, Echinoidea, Camarodonta, Strongylocentrotidae.